Molecule: messenger RNA, 1330 nt
Organism: Solanum verrucosum
Lineage: Eukaryota; Viridiplantae; Streptophyta; Magnoliopsida; Solanales; Solanaceae
Biological process (GO): positive regulation of SREBP signaling pathway; protein N-linked glycosylation
Molecular function (GO): alpha-1,6-mannosylglycoprotein 6-beta-N-acetylglucosaminyltransferase activity
Source: RefSeq, a predicted model, not a curated record
AUGGAGCUCCAUUUCAGCGGGGCUUCUUUAACGCAACCCGACAGGACUCUAUUUGGAAGACCCAAGAGAGCACUUCCCUUUUCCACCCGAGAAAUGUCAAAAUUGAUAGCAUCCUCCUUCCUUGUAUCUCUAUUAUUCCUACUUCAAUUUUCUUCUCCAGUAUUCUCUAUCAGGAAGGAUGUUAGUCUUCAAAGCACAUCUACCUGUAGAACUACCGUUCAAGGAAGAUAUUUGAUUGCCGAUGAUAUGGGUCAAGUCUGUGAUGCACUCUCCAUUGAUCCCCAUUCUCGCUGCUGCCGUGGGAAAUCAGAGCGAUUCUCUUGUAAUGGUUGCAAUCUCGUUUUACAAUGUUGCAAUUCCUAUGAAUUUUGUGUUUCUUGCUGUUUGAAUCCGUCCAGGACACAAAAGGAUCUGGCUGUUAAUGUGAAGAUAUCUAAGCCGAUAACAGCAGGGAUGUAUUCGAGUAUUUUUGAUUUUUGUACGGGAAGAUGUCGUCAUAAUUCGGAAAGUGUGGUUCAUGAAAAUGCUUAUCUUAGUGAAUUUCAUCAUUGUUUCUCUAUACCGUCUUAUUCUUCUUCUGGCGGUGCUUCUGGUGUACAAACUGAAGUGAGGUUGGCUGGUAUAAAUGUUGUGAUAGGAAAACAAGGUGAAUCGUGUGAUUCGGUAUGUAAAUCAAGUGGUCAGUCUUGUGUUCCUAAUAAAUUUGUGUUGCUCAAUCAAUGUGAAACGAUGCAUAAGUACUUGAGCUGUAAAGGUGGAUGUUUGGCAAGUGUUGGAGCUGAUCAGCCUGCUGAAGUAGUUGAUGAUGCUCCCAGAGAUCUGAACCCUGGAGCCUGCUUGUACACCUCGCAAGCAUCAGUGCUAUCUUGUGAUGGUUCACAUCAGCAUACCAAGAGGCUGUGCCCCUGCGCAUAGUGUGGUGAAUUUCCCUCUUCCAGUUUUUUCAAUUUAUGUGUCUUACUGUUGUUUCAGUCUGUUUCGAAGACGAUGUCACUUUAUAUAUUUAGUAAUUCUUUAACUCCAGCGUCCAACACAAUAUAUUUAAGACCACAAGGUUCAAAAGUAUUAGUUAGUUUUUGAUAAUUUUGUACCAGUCAAACUAAGACACAUAUAAUUCCUUAGGUUUAUGAGAAAUUAGUGAGGAAUCUCAUUAUAGAUUGUUGGAUUUCCUUAUCAUUAGACUCAGAGUUUAUCCAUGACUAAGGUGAACUAAGGACGGUGUACUUACUGUUGCCCUCAGUUAAGUUUCUGAAGCUACAAUUUCAGAUGAUUCUCUGCAAGGCGUUGGCUAUUUACAGUUUCAAAUAUUUAUGGACAAGUUAGUUGUUUA